Molecule: messenger RNA, 1423 nt
Organism: Drosophila navojoa
Lineage: Eukaryota; Metazoa; Arthropoda; Insecta; Diptera; Drosophilidae
Source: RefSeq, a predicted model, not a curated record
GUUUUAGAAAAUCAUUUUUGAACUGACCAGAAUUUGGUAUUUUAAAAUUUGUUGAAAUUUGUAUUACAAAAUCUGCUGAAUUGAACCGGUGCUAACUCUUUGGCGCUACAGAAUGGCGUUCUCAACGCAAAAAAGAUUUUUCUAUGUACCGUUUAUGACCGAGAAGUGCCGCUUUGGUUGCGUGAACCCUUGUGUAAAACUGAAAAGUUAUGCAUCAACAAUUGAUAAGCGUUCGUGGUCAGCGAGUGAUACCAAAAACUCUCGAUUUCUGGUUGAUCUAGUCGGUUGUCAUACAUCGGUAGUCGUGCGCCGUGAGCAGAAACGCAGCAAAUCUCCCGGAAAAGGUAAAGGUCGGGGUAGUUCUGGGGGCGUGGCACAAAAUGCGGAACACAACAAGGCUAGAAAAAGUCCUAGCCGCUACGGGGACUCAGGAGGCCAAGGACAAAGCUCAGGUCGUCGGGCACGUUCUGAGCCAGAUAGUAGGCAUGCAUCUGGCCCCAGCCUGUUAAAGGGACGGAGUGGUUAUGGAGGUCCAGUACCGGGUCAGAGACGACGUGGUCAGCCUGGCAGACGAUUUUCAGGACCCAAUCAGGGUUAUGGAAAUCCGGUUCAACGCCAAAGAAGUUUUCGUGGUACAAAUCUAGAGAAUCAGGGACGUGGCGGGCGAGGUUCAAUCGCACACCAGGCCUGGGCAACGGCAAAUCCUGGGGAGAGAAGUGAAGAAGGGGCAAGACAGGAGCAGGGUGGCUAUGAAUGGUCCAGUCAGCAUGGAAAAGGCUCUGCUGCUCCUGAGCAGAGUGGUGAUCAGUAUGGCUUUGGAGCUCCGGCCCAAAUGUGCAAUUAUGAUUGCCCAGAUCAGGAACGAAAUUAUUCUGAAGGCCAUGAAAACUUCUAUAGUCUAGGAACAGAUCAGGGCCAAGGACAUGGUGGCAAUGUAGAUCCAGGUUAUGGGAGAAAUUAUAAUUACGGGGAUCAAGGAUCCGAGCAGUACCAAGUACAGAACAAUAAUGAAGCUCCAAAUCAGGAGAGUCCGGAACCGGUCGACCGAGUUCAGUAUACAAAUGGUUACGAAUAUUCUAAUCAGCAGGAUGAGGGCAACUACCCUAAUUGGCACCCGGACGUACAUGAGUUAGGUCAAGCUCAAGUGCGUUACAGUUAUGAGAAUAUGGGAAGAUGGAGAGAAACUGAAGGAGGACUAGAACAGGGGGAGGGCUGGAUCAACAACGAGGGCACGGAACAGCAGGAUCAAUGGCAUGAUGAUCAGGGUGGAGAAGAACUAGGCCAAAGUUCCGUCAACUACAGAACUGGAAAUCAAAGAAGUAUGUAUGACUCAUCUCAUUAUCAUGACGUAAAUUAGACAGGAGUAAUUAGCAAGCUUUUAUCAAACAAUAUAUUUUUUCAAAAUUAAGAGUAGCACAUGUGA